AUGGUAAAGGCGGCAAGGGCGAAGCCGCGUGCGAAGCCGACCGUGCGUGCCGCGGUGUUUCGCAAGAGGAGCGAGACCUGGAAGAGUGACCUGUCCAUCAUCAAGCGUCUCCGUGCCGGGAGGACGGCGCCGGUGGACUCCAUCGGGUGCGAGCGCCUGGCGGACCCCAAGGCGUCCAAGGCGACCUACGAGUGGCAAUGCCUGGUUGCUGCCAUGCUCUCCUCGCAGACGCGGGACCAAGCCACAGCAGAGGCCAUGGCCGCGCUGAAGCAGCACGGCAACACGGUGCGGAGCAUUGCCGCAACGCCCGAGGCCAAGCUUGCCAAGCUGAUCAGCGCUGUGGGCUUCCGCAAUGUGAAGGCGAAGAGCCUUCGGGCCGCUGCGAAGAUCUGCGAGUCGGAGCACAAGGGCCGCAUUCCGCAGACCUUGGAGGGCCUACUACAGCUGCCAGGCAUCGGGCCCAAGAUGGCGCACCUCGUGAUGCACAGUGCCUUUGACCGCCAGCAGGGCAUCUGUGUGGACACGCACGUGCAUCGCAUCGCCAACCAGCUUGCUUGGGUCCGCAGCCGCACUCCGGAGGAGACCCGGGAGAAGCUGGAGACCUUGCUGCCGCGCAAGGAGUGGUCGGACAUUAACGUCUUGCUGGUGGGGCUGGGGCAGAUGCAGCAGCAGGCCCUGGCUGAGCUCGUCUCGGCCGCACUGCACGUGCGGGGCCGCGCCGCCAAUCUGCGGCUGCUGACGAGGAUCGGGGUCAAGCUGCGCGCCCAGCGCUUCCCAGAGCUGGAUGCGCUGGCGGCCAAGGACGCCGCCUUGCGGCGGCUCCUGUCCUGA
This is a messenger RNA of Effrenium voratum, 831 nucleotides long. The record is from the annotation of a GenBank genome assembly. Lineage: Eukaryota; Dinophyceae; Suessiales; Symbiodiniaceae.